UUCCUCCUCUUUCUCACUUCAGGAGCAGCGAGAGCAGUUGAGUUUAGACUGGCGGUCAGGCCAGUGUUAGUUCGGGGCUCAUAUAUACAUAUUUACAUAUGAUAUAUACAUAUUUAGAAACAGUUUUUUGAGAGUGCUAACUGACGAGCUGUCGCUGAGUGUGUCAGGGGAAUGAAUCUCACUUCACUGGAAGUUGUUUGCACCAGAACCGGUUUUGAGGAGGUGGUGAGGCGCGGCAGCGGAUGGGAACAUAGAUCAGCAGCAGGAGCAGCAGCAGGAGCAGCAGCAGCAGCAGCAGAAGCAGCAGCAGCAGCGCCAAACUCACAAUGCGCCUGGAGUGAACACAGGCAGCAGCAGGGAGACAAUACAGAUCCGCGGGAUCUCUGAGGAGCUGCAAUCUCUCACCGCCGGCUCGCCUUUUCUUUUCGCAGCCUUCCCCCAAGACUGGCAUUUUCCCGCCUUCACUACUGAUUGAUUGAUUGAUUGAUUGAUUGAUUGGCUGAUUUAUUGAUUGAGACAAAAUUGACUUCGCUACGAGGGCAGAGUGGUUCGAUCUCCAAACUCAGCCAUGACGUCUCCGGCGAAAUUCCGAAAGGAAAAGGAGAUAGUGGCCGAAUAUGAAACUCAAGUGAAAGAGAUCCGUGCCCAGCUGGUGGAACAGCUCAAAUGUCUGGACCAGCAGUGCGAGCUGAGGGUGCAGCUGCUCCAGGAUCUGCAGGACUUCUUCAGGAAGAAGUCCGAGAUCGAGAUGGACUACAGCCGCAACCUGGAGAAGCUGGCCGAGAGGUUCCUCACCAAGACGCGCAGCACCAAGGACCAUCUACUCAAGAAGGAGCAGAGCAUUCUGUCCCCGGUGAACUGCUGGAACCUGUUGCUGCUCCAGGUGAAGAGGGAGAGCCGCGACCGUGCCACUCUGUCCGACCUCUACCUCAACAACAUCAUUCCCCGCUUUGCACAGAUCAGCGAGGACUCGGGACGCCUCUUCAAGAAGAGCAAAGAGGUUGGCGUACAGCUGCAGGAGGACCUGAUGAAAGUUCUCAACGAGCUUUACACGGUGAUGAAGACGUACCACAUCUACAACACGGACAGCAUCAAUGCAGAGUCCAAGCUGAAGGAUGCCGAGAAGCAAGAGGAGAAGCAGAUGGGACGCUCCGGCCGCCAGGACGACCGCCAGACACCGCGCUCCCCUGACACCCUGGCCAACAUCAAGGCUGACGAAAAGCCUGUUCGACGCUCCAGUGUCAAAAAAAUCGAGAAGAUGAAGGAGAAGAGACAAGCCAAGUACACGGAGAACAGGCUAAAGGCCAUAAAGGCCAGGAAUGAGUACCUGCUUGCUUUGGAGGCCACUAACAGCUGCGUAUUCAAAUAUUACAUCCAUGACCUCGCCGACAUCAUUGAUUGCUGUGACCUGGGCUACCACGCCAGCCUGCAUCGAGCCCUAAGGACGUACUUAUCUGCAGAGCAGAACGUAGAGGCGUCCAAACACACCGGCCUGGAGACUUUGGACGGGGCUGCAGAGAGUCUGGAGCCCAAUGGAGACAAACAGAAACUUAUGGAAACCUACAACAACGUCUUCUGUCCCCCAGCUCGGUUCGAUUUCCAGUCCCACAUGGGAGACAUGAUGGGAGUGAUGUGUGCACAGCAGCCACUGGAAGGCGACCUUCUCCAGAGGUGUCAGCAGCUGCAGUCCCGUCUGUCAACACUCAAGAUCGAGAACGAAGAGGUGAAGAAAACCAUGGAGGCCACGCUGUCCACCAUCCAAGACAUGGUGACAGUAGAGGACUACGAUGUCUCCGAGUGCUUCCACCACAGCAACAGCAUGGAAUCUGUCAAGUCAACGUUCAGUGAAUCCUAUCUAAGCAAACCCAGCCUGGCCAAGCGCAGGGCCAAUCAGCAGGAGACGGAGCAGUUCUACUUCACGAAACUGAAAGAGUUUCUGGAAGGCAGGAACCUGAUCACCAAACUUGAGGCCAAGCAUGACCUCAUUCAGAAGACCCUGGGAGAGAGUCAGAAGAGUGACUGUUGCCUUGCCAGUGGACGGAGAAACUCAGCCUUACGGAAGCAGGACACAGGUGAGACCAUCCCUCUGAUGGUGGAGAGUUGCAUCCGCUUCAUCAGUCGCCAUGGUCUGCAGCAUGAGGGCAUCUUCAGAGUGUCGGGCUCUCAGGUGGAAGUCAAUGACAUCAAGAAUGCAUUUGAGAGAGGUGAGGACCCGCUGGCAGGGGACGAGAACGACCACGACAUGGACUCCAUUGCCGGUGUCCUGAAGCUCUACUUUAGAGGGCUGGACCACGCCCUCUUCCCAAAAGAAGUCUUUCAUGACCUCAUUUCCUGUGUCUCAAUGGAGAGCCUCCAGGAGCGGGCGGUGCACAUAAAGAAAGUUCUGCAAUCUCUGCCGAGCAAAACACUCAUCAUCAUGAGAUACCUGUUUGCCUUUCUCCACCAUCUGUCUCAGUACAGCGAGGACAACAUGAUGGACCCCUACAACCUGGCCAUCUGUUUUGGUCCCACUCUGAUGUCUGUCCCAGAGGGCCACGACCAGGUCUCUUGCCAGGCUCACGUCAACGAGCUGAUUAAGACUAUCAUCAUCCACCAUGACACCAUCUUCCCCGGACGGAACGACCUGCAGGGCCCCAUCUAUACCUCCCCUGGACACGGAGAUGAUUUCUGUGACAGUCCCCACUGUGAGCCCCCCCUGGUGGAGGAGCCUGCACCUGACGCUGUCUCUGUCAUCCACAACAGUGAAGAUGGUUCCUUGACUAUUUCAGAGUCCGACCCGAUCGAAGCCAUCGCUCGCUUCGACUACUCUGGACGCACUAGUCGGGAGCUGUCGUUCAAGAAGGGAGCCUCUCUGCUGCUGUAUCAGCGAGCCUCUGAUGACUGGUGGGAGGGACGACACAAUGGAGCGGAUGGACUGGUGCCACACCAGUAUAUUGUGGUGCAAGACGUGUUUGACGGGGGACGGGGAAGUCCCAAGCCUGAUGUGGACUCCAGGGAUCUGCUGGAGGAGAGGGUCUCCACUAGGGGCAGUGCUCCCUCUCCCACCGGAGCUCAUGUGGCUGACAUCUACCUGGCCAACCUGAACAAGAUGAGGAAACGUCCCGAGUCUGCGAACAUCCGAAGAACAUUCCGGGGCUCAGAGAGUGACAGCACCAGUCCAGGAGCCAGUGGAGGCGGGAGAACAGCGUCUCUUCCUGUCGGGGGGGCUCUGAUCAAAGAGAGCGGAGACAAGCGACCCGUCAGCGCUCACAGCAUCCUCAACUCGGUCACUCGCCACUCCUCUCUGAAGACCAAGGUGGAGAGUCCACAGCUAAGGAAAACAACGACAGCAGGGCGCUCCAAGAGCUUCAGUAACCACAGACCGCUGGACCCGGAGGUUAUAGCCCAGGUGGAGCACGGCUCACAGGACAUCGAGACAGUGAUGAGUUCCGCGCUGACUGAGCUCAGUAAGUCGGAGAGACACUCUUCCAAACACACCCACGCCCCUGAUGUGGUUCUGGAUACACUGGAGCAGCUGAAAGGUAUGGGUGGUGGAGGUGGAGGAGGAGGAGGAGCCUCAGAGCCCUCCAGUCCACUCCACUCCCGACUGUUGCGGGACAGCGAGGGCAGCUCCUCACACGCUCACCCACUUCAGCGCAGCGCCUCCUCUGCCAGCGACGUACCCUCCUCCUUCCGCCCGGCCAAGAGCCAGCAACGCAGCCCGCUGCCCUCUGCCACGUCUCCCUCCCUGUCCUCCUCCUCCCUCUCCUCCUCCGUACCGUCCUUUAGAGAGCUGCGCCCGCCAGCAACAAGACCCAAGCCGGUGGUUUUCCCAAAGGGCGGAGGAGGUGGCAGUCCGGCGAUGGGCUCCCCAACCUCCACUGUUCCCCCUACGCCUCCACCUCCACCUCCAGGCCACACACACUCUCUCCCUCAUGCUCCUCCUCCUCCUCCACCUCCACCUCCUCCCCAGUCUAACGACAAAUCCUGCCCGGCUUAACAUGCCCCUCCAUCUGAACAACACUGAUCCACGCAAAACUCUUCUCCCAGGUGUAAGAAGCACUUGUUUCACAUAACCCACUACCCGUGUGGAGCAUUCACUUCUUUGGUGUGCAGGUGAAAUUCUGAAGAUGCCAUGUUCCCUUUAGAGCGUCUCCUGGCAGCUUUUAACUGUCAUGAGGUGCACUCGUCUUCUUUUCCUUUGCCAUCACAGAGAUUCCAGUGAUCACUGGAUUUAAAGAAACAAAAACCUUUUAUAACGGAAAAGUACUCAGGAUGGACACCUGCAGCACCUGAAGCUCGUUUGUGAUCUUUGGAAUUGUUUGAGUGGGUUUGCGAGAGUGUGUUACUCACCAUUACACACAGAUCUAUGUGAGGAGCAAAAAGCACUGUUUGAUUUUUGUAUAGCAGAAACUCUGACGGUUUCUUUUUUCCUUAUUUCUUUUUCGAUGACCCCCCCAUGACUAGCGGACUGGAAGGGAUUGUUUGACUCUUAAGAAUAGACUGUGAAAUGCUUAGUUCUCUCUCGCUCUGUGUGAAAAUGAAACUCACUGACUCGCUGCUGCUGCAGAAGUGGAGGACAGGUGGCGCUAAAAGUGGACUCAUUGAGUGAUGAAAGAAAACUGGGCCAAAUAUCAGUGUAAGUCAUGUGAUCAAGAGCUUUAUUUUAUCAUUUGCUCCAGUGUUUGAUAUGUUGGUGAUAUUUUUUUUUAAUUGCUGUUCAGUACAAGUACCACAACGGGAGCAUAAUAACAGUUAGUUUUCCAAUGGCCAACAGUAAUUCUAAAUCCAUAUAUAGCAAUAAAAAAAAAUGACAGAUGGUAGCUUGAGGCGUUCUACUGCUUCUCUCCUGCAGCUCUGUUAUGUGUGUAGGGGACCACUGAAACCCAGCAUUUUUAUAUGUAAUGUUGGACUGUACACACGCACACAUACGUAUGUUUUCUAAAUCGGUGUGAGGUGGUGGCGGUGGCGGCGGCGGUGGUGUUUUGUGGCAGCUAAAACGCCCUUUUUCAGGUUUUCCUUGCAUGCUGGGGCCGCAGACAGCUGCCCGAAUGGCGAGCUGGCUGAUUGCAUCACUGCAGUACCAGCUACACAACAACUUCAAACAAACAAAAAAAAAACACACACAGCUUGCUCCUUUAAAUAUAUACUGUACUUAAGUCAAAACAAAAAAAAAGGUUUUAUUAUUCUAAUGGUGUGUAUGUAUGUUUAAUAAUCAGCUGAGGACUCUCCUGUGUGCAUUUCAGUAGCACAACCAACCACCUCAUCCAGUGUGCAAGAUUAGCUUUUUAUAAUUACUUUUUUUCUUUUCCCAGGUUGUUUAUUAAUGCUCAGAAUCUGUUAUUGAGAAAACGUGGAACCGUGUAGCACUCUCUCUCUCUCUCUCUCACUCUCUCUCUCUGUGUAUGUGCGUCUGUUUGAGCGUGUGUCAAACUCAAUAUUACAGAGGGGGUCAGAUGAGGUCAAAUAACAUAAAAUGCAGAGUAAAGCAAGCUUUAUAGAAGCAAAUCAGAGAUCAAAUUUGAAAUUAAAGACGUGUCAUGUUCAGGUAUUAGUGAAAGCUAAGGGAGGGCGAUCUUUGCGAUAUACUCGCGCAACAGCUAAUCCACAAAAAGUUUAAUGUUUAUUUGUAGCAGCAGUUAAACUUGGUGUCUCAAAAGCAAUAUAAUAUCGCCUCGCAGAACAUCGCAAUAUUUCACUGUAUUGACCCCCUCACCCCUAAUUGACUUGUACAUGGAAUAACCUCAGUAUUCACAAAAUGACAUAAAUGUAGAAAUAACUUAUCAGCAAUAUAGUAUUGCUGUAUUUCUGCUGUAUUUCAGUAAAGCAGCAUGUUUUGAGACAUGACUUAUUAUCUCUGGGGGGCCUUGAGUUUGACACGUGUGAUGUAGAGUAUACUUUACAUGCCCCCCCCCACCACUUAUCAUAAAGGGAUCACCCAACAGCAACACACAGGAAGACACGUCUCCUAUGCUGUGGACUGAGCAACAGUAGCCUGAGUGAAUAUGCAUCGUGUUUUUUUGUGAUCAGAUAUAGAAAAAAAAAACAAAAAAGCCUGCAGGGAUACGUGAAAUAUCACUGCUGUAACACCAGUGACAGGCCAGCUUUAAGUGCAGACACAAUGAGGAAACCUAACUAUAAGGACCUUAAACAGACUUUUCUCCUCUUUAUUUUUUUUUUUCCAGAGAGGAUUUGAUAAUGUGUACCUUUGCAGAAUUAGAUCUGGUAAUGGAUUGUGGAAUAAUUUAAUGAUUUCUCAAAUACUAACUUCAAAUGUGGAGAUAAACCAUUCAGGGUGAACUGAAUAAAGCCUUUUUUUCUUGUUGUAUUUCACUUUCUUGAGGAAAGUCUCGGACUAAUAUUACACUGAUUAUCUCAUAUUUUUGCUCUCUCUACCAGGAAAGGAAUUAUAAAUGUUUUUUUUCUUUUUAAUCUCUGUAUACUGUUGUGUAUUACCUGGUAUAUUUGUGUUACUCUUACCUCAUCAUGACAACUGGAGGGACUGUGACUGUAAGUGUUUGUGGUUUAACAAGCUCACACUCACACAUGCAUUUGGACGUGUUCUGUCCCGGGCCUGUGCUGUCGAGAGGAGCUGGGACCCUCUGCGAUCUCGAAUCAAUCAUCAUGCACUUGAACAACACUUUGCUUGUGUGUGCGGCGGGGAUGAUUUGUCAGAGUUGAAUAUUGUUAUAUAUGCAUUUUUGUGUCCAUUUGAAAAUAGCAGAACUAAAAAAAAAAAAGGAAAGACUGUAACGUCAAAAUCUAUUUAUAGUUGUCUCUGUAUUACUGGAGAAUCCUGUGUUCAGAUGUACUUUGUAUAUACAAUGUUGUACAUUACAGAGGUACACUCUUUUCUUUUGGUACAAUAUUGUACAGUAAUAGCAAUAGUAGUUUAAUCAAAUAGGCCUUAUAUGAUUCUAUGUGUAGUUCUUGUAGUAGAUAAGUUUUUUUUUAAUAAACAUUGCUUGCUAUAAAAA
Messenger RNA from Solea senegalensis (Senegalese sole), 6956 nucleotides. RefSeq names its product SLIT-ROBO Rho GTPase activating protein 2 (gene srgap2). Gene Ontology annotation, biological process: signal transduction; negative regulation of cell migration. Gene Ontology annotation, molecular function: protein binding. Bases 569 to 3979 code for a protein of 1136 amino acids. The record is from RefSeq and is a predicted model, not a curated record. The transcript has 23 exons. NCBI's taxonomy places the organism in Eukaryota, Metazoa, Chordata, Actinopteri, Pleuronectiformes, Soleidae. Gene Ontology annotation, cellular component: cytoplasm.